AGCUAGCCUUAUUCAUUCAAUUGAGGCCGGGAAGAGUCAUUCAUAAUUACCUACCUAGGUAUAUAUAUUAGGUAUUAUUCAAUCUUUGCCUUUCGGCUUUUUAUAUGACGACGUUUGGCUCGUUCAACAUAAUUCGGACAGUCAAUCUAAAUCACAUAUUCUGAAUCAAAUCAAUGAGUAGACGGAACAACUAACCGGAUGACUUUGAAGAUUUGUUUUGGAGGAUGUUCUAUGAGUGGACGGGGAUCCAGGUGCAAAUGCAAAUGCAAAUAUUCACUGACUGGGUAAAGUAUGGUGGUAUUAGGUGAAUCGAUCGUUCACCUGACUUUUAUGAUUUCGUCUAGACAAUCUGGUAGGUUCUCUCUAAAAGGUUAGUUGAGCAAAUUCGCAAUUUCUAUUCAUGCAACGAAUGCUCUAUCAAUACCAAAUAAUUAGAAACAAUCAUUUGAUGGUAGUAUUAGCCGCCAUCCACCUUUACGUUCAUACCCUAACUUACCUUUCAACAGGAGUCACAAUGAGUGUAAAUGCGGACGAGAACGACGAAGCUAGGGCUUCACUUGUCGAUAUUUUACCUGUCGAAAUAAUCCGGGCUAUCUGCGAAUAUCUCCCGGUAAAAGAUGCAGCUAAUUUUCGAUUAACGAGCAAUGUUUGCGCUGCAGCUGGAGUGGAUCGUCUCGUCCAGGUUAUCUACCUUAUAUUUACUAGGGAGAGCUUCGAAAAACUACUCAAUAUCUCGAAACAUCCCGAGAUGUCGAAGCAUGUCGUAACAAUAUGGUAUGAGCCAUUUGUGAUGGAGACAUUGGACGGAAAUGAAUUUCGCAGCAGGGACUACGGACUAGAAAGUAGUAAGAAACCCCUCAAAGUCACAGCUUUCGGUUCAAACAUCUCAUGCUUUUAUAGUUUACAAUAAGAUUCGGGAAGAUCAGAAUUUAAUGAAGGAGAGCAAAUUUAGUCAAUGGAUCUUUUCACAAGUGCUACCAAAGUUCCGCUCUCUGAAAAGAUUCGUCAUGGAAAACCGUAUUGCGAGACCAAAUAGGCGUUUAUCCCAUGGUCUCGACCCUAUGGCAAUCAUUCCCCAAUUUGGAUUUUUUGAUAGGAAGUGCCAUGAAGAAGUUUUAGCAUUUCUCUCUGCUGCUGGAAAGGCUGACACGAAGCUGGAGUGGCUUCAUAUUGACCGAAUAGACUUGAAUAUGCUGUAUCGUGCCUCAAAUAGCACUGGUAUCAUAUUUCCAGAUGGACCAGAUGCUCGAUAUCUUCGCUAUCUUCAUCUUGGAGUAUGGAACUUGCCCUCUUACCACGUAUUGAGGCAAUUGCUACAAGCCACUUCUAACCUCGAACAUCUUACCAUCGCAAAGGUGUCUGACUUCAGCUUCGGGUAUAUAGAUUGGGAUGAAGUCGUACCGGGUUUGACACUGCCACGUUUAGGAGUCCUGGAAUUCUCCUAUGUCGAAGGCAGCAGUACCUCGCUUGCCAAGUUCCUCCAGAGACAUAGCAAAUCUCUAAAAUCCUUUAAAAUCCGGCAGUGUAGCUUAAAAAGCGAUCCCAAAGACUGGGCUGAAGUUUUUGAUACAAUCAGAAAUGAUUUGACCCUCCAAAAAGUGAAUUUUAUGGGCAUUAGACUUCAAGAGCCCAACAUUGCAGCAGGCUUUGAGCAUGGCAUUAACUUUAUCAUAUUGACACAUAUCUACCAUGGCCACCGAUUUAAGUCGUUACUGAAUGACCGCCUUUUACACAAGGAUCUCUUAGCGAAAGAAUGUUCUCUCAUACCGAGCGUACUUUGGUAUGACUAUAGAGACUUUGGUAGGACGGAGAGCCAAAAGGCGAAGGCCAGGCUUGAAGAACUUGAGUCACAAGGACUUUCAUGGGAUGUUAAAAGUGAAGAAGAUAUGCGACUACGGCAAUUCUGGCAAUUCUUAAACCAUUGGUAGCUCAAGAAUGACUAGCGUCGUUCAUAAUUUUCAUAUUCAACACAUACUCUCUGUUGAGAGAUAGCACCUUUCUGAGAAAUUAGCAUUUAUGGACUCCUAUAAAUUUAACACAUUUCACAUGAUGACCAUAUGUAGUCCUGGCUAUAAAACAAUCA
Molecule: messenger RNA, 2083 nt
Organism: Sclerotinia trifoliorum
Lineage: Eukaryota; Fungi; Ascomycota; Leotiomycetes; Helotiales; Sclerotiniaceae
Source: the annotation of a GenBank genome assembly